Acanthocheilonema viteae is the source of this 771-nucleotide messenger RNA. NCBI's taxonomy places the organism in Eukaryota, Metazoa, Nematoda, Chromadorea, Rhabditida, Onchocercidae. The record is from the annotation of a GenBank genome assembly.
AUGGCAGGAUUAUCCACAAAUUGGAAUCAGCUACGAGAGGAGUUAAAGCAAGAGGAGACAAAAUCCGGGAAUCAAGCUAAUAAUAAUAGAAGCGUAAGUUUUAAACAUAAAAGAAUGGCUCGAUUAACCAGGAAGAAAGCGAAGCGACAAGGGUCUAUGAAAAAUGGAAGUGAUAGUUCGGACGGUUCAACUUCAGAUGUUACAGAGAGUCAGAAAGAGUGGGCAAAUUAUUCGUUGGAAAAUGAGUUAACGAAUGUACUUGGGAUAGACUGUGAAUAUGUUGGUAUUGGCAUAAAUGGCAAGGAUAAUAUGCUUGCAAGAGUUUCAAUUGUAAAUAUACAUGGGCGAUGUAUCUACGACAAGUAUGUGAUACCGAGGGAAAAUGUAACAGAUUAUCGUACACCAAUAAGCGGCAUUAGACCUAUUAAUUUAGUAAAUGGAGAACCAUUCCAGAAAGUUCAAUCAGAGGUGCAUAAAUUGCUCAGCGGUCGAAUUGUCGUUGGACACUCUCUUAAGAAUGAUUUUAAAGUCUUGAAUCUUUUUCAUACGCGUAGGAUGACACGAGAUACCUCCACGUAUUUGCCGUUUCGUAAAAUCUUACGUAUCUCAAAAACUCCUUCGCUGAAAUUACUGGCAAAACAGCUGCUGGGUAUUGAUAUUCAGAAUGGGGAGCAUGAUUCAAUUAUUGAUGCACGAGUUGCAAUGCGGUUGUACGUCUUGAAUCGGAAACAAUGGGAAAAUUAUAUGCAACAGUUCGCUAACCGGUGGUAA